Molecule: messenger RNA, 1852 nt
Organism: Toxotes jaculatrix (banded archerfish)
Lineage: Eukaryota; Metazoa; Chordata; Actinopteri; Toxotidae
Gene: nipa1
Product: NIPA magnesium transporter 1
Exons: 5
Coding region: 53-994 (313 amino acids)
Biological process (GO): magnesium ion transport
Cellular component (GO): membrane
Molecular function (GO): magnesium ion transmembrane transporter activity
Source: RefSeq, a predicted model, not a curated record
CAUUGUUAGUUUGUAGUGAAGCUGGAGCGGAUGAGGAACAGCCACUGUAAUAAUGGCUUUUAACUCGGAACAAAGUGGCAUCUCCCUCCCAGCUGUCGGAAUAAUAGUAGCUGUAAUAUCAAGUUUCAUCAAUGGCUCGACAUUUGUGCUUCAGAAAAAGGGGAUUUUACGCUCCCGCGACAGAGGAGGGUCGUACCUCAGAGAUGUGGUGUGGUGGAGUGGCACAGUGUCCAUGAUUGUUGGUCAAAUUGGGAACUUCCUGGCGUACAAUGUGGCCCCUGCUGUGAUAGUGACACCACUCGGAGCUCUGGGAGUGUUGUUUGGGGCUGUGCUCGCUUCCUGGAUCCUGAAGGAACAUUUAAAUAUCCUGGGGAAGCUUGGCUGUGCAUUAUGCUGCUGUGGCUCUGUUGUGCUUAUCAUUCAUGCCCCUAAAGCAGAGGCUGUAACGUCAAGACUGGAGCUAGAGGAGAGGCUAUCGGACCCAGUGUUUGUAAUGUAUUCCCUCCUCGUGGUCCUGCUUCUGAUCACGCUGAUCGUGUGGAUUGCUCCAGCUCAUGGUACAUCAAACAUCAUGGUCUAUGUCGCCAUAUGUUCCCUCCUGGGAAGCUUCACUGUUCCGAGCAGCAAAGGACUCGGCCUGGUAGCCCAAGAUGUCUUUGGUGAGGGGCCGCCGAGCAGCAGAGCUCUGGCUCUCUUCGUGGGUUUGCUGGGGACGCUGGCUGUCAGCGUCCUGACACAGUUCUUCUUCAUCAAUAAGGCCCUGGAGUGUUUCAGCUCCAACAUGUUUGAAGCCAUAUACUACGUGACGUUCACAUCCACUGUGAUUCUGGCCUCUGCUCUUCUCUUCAAAGAGUGGACUGCACUAACUUUGACUGACAGCCUUGCCAUGCUUUGUGGCUUAACAACAGUGUGUGUUGGGGUCAUUUUACUCCGCAUUUCCCAGGAGGCUUUGAUUACUUGGAAGAAGAAGGAGUCACGGGAAAAGACAGACUGAGAUGUUUUUCAUGUUUACUUGACUUUUGUGCUAAACUGCAUUUCUUAUUAACUCAGAGUCUGUUUGUGUUUUGUACCAUUCCAACUCCAGUUUCAGAGACCAAAGCUACAGUAUAUUUAUGAGUGGUUUCAUUUAACAUUAAACUUGAAUCUCCUUGAUGGUCAGUUCACUUCACCCGAGCAUUUAACUGCAAACUCGGACAUGGCCUGGGGACUAACAGUUAAUUUGUCAGUUUUAUGCUUUUACACAUUUCAAAUCCUUCCACAGAGGCUUACAAAACAUCUUAAAUACUACAACUAAUUCUGUUCACUUUCAUCUCGAGUGUUCCUCUCAAGCUGUUAAGAGGUCCCUUAAAUGUUCUCCCUUUCUCCCACAGCCAGACUGCCUCAGUGUAGAAUCGCCCGCACUUUGACUUAUUCAGUGUGUCUGUGAAUUAUUCAGUGAAAUUUCAGAAGCAGUCGCUUUAGUGCAGGGUUUGUAUAGAAGGAGAGAAUCAUCAAUGACUGAGUGUUUUGUCUAAUAAAUGGAUUUUUAACUCUGAUAUACCAAAUAUAAAUCAUUGUUUUGUCAUAAAUGUGGCUACAUGUUAUGCUUGUGUAAUUCACUUAUUGUUUAUAUUAUGGAUUAUUUAUUUACAUCAUAAAACUGCUUACACUCAUUUCUGCUACUGUAUGUGUCAGAGAUGGUUUAACCGUGAUGCCUUGGUAACUUGACAGUUCAACCUAAACUUGAAACUGCAAACAUUUGUCCUACUGACGAGUCUAUGAGUCACUAUCAUUUGUGUCCUUGCAAACUCUGUGGGUCCUUUCUUUGAGAAGCUUUUGGUUAAUUUGAUUUCAAAAGAAUAAAACUACAUCA